CAGGCGAAAGCACCACAGAGAUCACAGAGACCACGAGCAAAGCGGAAAGCACCGGCUCCUACAGUCUGGUGUGGAAGGCCCAGGGGACCAGCUUCUUCGACCAGUUCAAGUUCCUGUGGGACGAUCCAAACCACGGCUCCGCGGAGUACCUCCUUCCACCGAAGGCCGAAGAAGAGGGUGUCGUCGAAGCGACCAACAACUAUGCCAUCAUCCGCGCGGGGCGACGGAGUCCUCAGUAUAAAUACAAGCGGAUGACCGCCCGCAUGGAAACGAAGCAGUCCUGGAAGAACUUUUUGUCUCUCUUCAAGUUCUCCCAUGUUCCUUACGGCUGCGGCGUUUGGCCUGCAUUGUUCACUCUGGCGGAUCAUGGAGAAUGGCCCAAUGGUGGUGAACUGGACAUGUUGGAAUAUGUCAACAUGGACGUGUCUAAGUCCUCCUUCCACACGGGCGGCAGCUGCAAGCUCAACCCCUCAGCCGUGAACGAGUAUGGCUCGAUGCCGGACAGGAAUGACAUGAAUUACGAUUGCGUCACGGACUAUCCUGACAGGCUGGGCUGUGCGCCCAACAAGUGGAUGAAGAGUUCGGAGAGUUGGGCUCACAGCCCUGGGAUCCUUGCCACGCAGUGGACGGAGAAAUUCAUCAAGCUCUUCUACAUUCCAGAGCAUGAAAUUCCACAGGACAUCCAAGAUGAGACACCAGACCCAGAGGAGUGGAACCGUUGGCUCUUCUCCUACUUCCCCUUCUCUGGGACCAGUUGUGACAUCGCGGCUCAGAAGCUGAUGAUGCAAAUCAAUUUUUGCGGCGAUUGGGCGGGCAAAGUCUGGAGUGCCGAUGGCAACUGCAAUUGGAGGGUGCCCCACUGCCGGGCUGUUGACCCGCUGAAAGAGUAUGCGCCAGAUGAGGACUGCUGCACGCAGUUCAUUUGGGACCCGGACAACAGGUACCACACGGAUCAGUACCUGAGAGAGAGGGCCUACUUCAACAUUUCCUAUAUCAAGGUUUUCCAGUAGCUCUUUUUGUGUCGGUUGUUUUGCCUGGGAUCCUUGUCGUGGCCUGUCAGAGGCUUGGUCGAGC
This is a messenger RNA of Durusdinium trenchii, 1074 nucleotides long. NCBI's taxonomy places the organism in Eukaryota, Dinophyceae, Suessiales, Symbiodiniaceae. The record is from the annotation of a GenBank genome assembly.